UCAACAUUCCAGUGCUGACAUAUAAAAAGGGGUUGCUCUUCGCUGGGUCGCUAUCAUCCUCAGCAUCCGGCAUAGUGACUGUAGAGAUGGCAUUCGCACUUCGCUUGUUGCUCCUCGUUUGCGGAGUCAGUGGACUGUUGACUGGAGUUUGGUCAAGGAGAAACAAUCACGAGAAAUGGCACAAUUCUUGUCCUAAAGGCUGGACUCGGCUGGGCGGUCGCUGUUUCGUCUUUCAAGACCACCGCUUGGAGUUUGCCGAUGCAGAGACCGUCUGCAACAUUCUUGGUGGGAAUUUAGCCUCCUUCCACAGCGCUUUGGAAUAUGCCGCAGUUCUCGAAGUGAUUCGGGAAGCCUCGGACCCAACUGUCGAUGUGUGGCUCGGACUUCACAAGACAAUCGAGGAUGCCUUCUUCUGGACCGAUGGCUCAGAAUUCAAUUUCAACGCCUUUAACAAUAACAACAACCCUGGAGAUUGCUUUGAGAUUGAACGCAGCGACGAUCUCUGGGACAACGACAACUGCGGCGACAGGAACACGUUUGUUUGUGCCAGACGUGCUGACCAAUGCAGCCACUGAUGAGCCGGCCGACCUUCAUAAAAUCGAUCGUGUCUGUGUUCUUUAAUAUCUGUGCUCUCAUCGUAUUCUUUGAUUUGCUAGACGGUCUGUACUUUUUCGAACCACCGACUUAUUCAUUUAUUGCUGUCAGUCAAAUACGUUUGACAAAGCAGGAUAAACAAAUGUCUGUCACACAAUAGAGCGUUUUUUUUCUUUCUUU
Molecule: messenger RNA, 774 nt
Organism: Hippocampus comes (tiger tail seahorse)
Lineage: Eukaryota; Metazoa; Chordata; Actinopteri; Syngnathiformes; Syngnathidae
Product: struthiocalcin-1-like
Exons: 7
Coding region: 87-575 (162 amino acids)
Source: RefSeq, a predicted model, not a curated record